AUUGAAUUAUUUUUUUAUACAUUUUUGUGUUUUUAUAUUAUUAAUUCGACGUGUAAAUGUUGACCGGUAGAAACCAUCGCCGCCGUUUCCCCAAAUCCCACCAAUAUUCAUUUUCCCGCAAAUUAUUGCUAGCACGUUGUCCUCCUCUACCUCCUUUGCCUGCCCCCGUUGGUGCCACCAGCACGCUGGAACAACUACAGCAGCAACAACAACAACAUGGAUACCAUCUGUAGGCUCUGCUUUCAAACAGCAACGUUAUUCCAAGUGCCCGGCUAUAAUAUACCCACGUGCGUUCGCUGCUCGGAACAGUUGACAAACAAUUCAAAUUUCCAUCAAACGGCUGCAGUGGCAGCCGCAGCACAAGCAGCAGCAGCCUCAUCGAAUCCAACGGCAGCCGCAGCAGCAGCGGCGGCAGCGGCAGCGGCAGCAGCUUCAUCCAGUGAGAAUAAUAACAGCGAAGCCAUCACAGUGGCACAGCUGACUAACGGUAGUAGUGCUGCUGCUGUUGUCCUGCAAUUGCAGCAGCAACAUCAUCAACAGCAGCAGCAGCAGCAACAACAACAGCAGCAGCAACAACAACAACAAUUGCAAUCAUCGAGUUCUUCCGAGAAUCUACAAUCGCAGGACGAUUCUGAAGAUGUGGAUCUGAUAUUCAACGAGGAGGGCUCUUGCCCACUGUGCAACAAAACCUUUUCACGCAAAUCCUCGCUCAUGACGCACAUACGGAAUCAUUCGGCGGAGCGUAAAUUUGUGUGCACUUAUUGCCACAAAGGCUUCACACAAGCGGCCAAUUUACGCAAUCACGAACGCAUCCAUACCAAUGAUCGACCGUAUCAAUGUGUGGAUUGUGGCAAAACCUUUACACAAAUCACAAAUCUAAACAAUCAUCGACGUCUUCAUACCGGCGAACGUCCAUUUGUAUGCAAUGAACCUGAAUGUGGACGAAGUUUUGCUCAGGUUACCAACCUCAACAAUCAUAUGAAAUCGCACCACAAGGUCCAACAAUAUUGCUGCAAUGUGUGUAGCAAAAAAUUCACCCAGGUCACCUCGCUGAAUCAGCAUUUGCAGGCACAUGCCGGUGUUACCGGCUACUAUUGUCCGCGAUGUCCCGAAAAGAAUUUCAAAUUGCAAUCCCAAUUGCAUACGCACAUGAAAACGCAUGGUUUGGCCUUCCCCUACGAGUGCAGUAAAUGCGAUGAGAAAUUUUUGCAGCAGGCGCAUUUGGAUCAGCAUCUUAAGAUGCAUGAUGAAUUCAAAUUUAAAUGCGAUAUAUGCCCCAGCAGCUUUAAUCAGGAAUCGUUGCUCAAGAAGCAUGUACAACGGCAUGUGGAAGGACGUUAUCUAAAUUGUCCUGUGGCAAAUUGUGCCGAAUCGUUUGCGGUGCGUCAACAUUUGUCAAAGCAUUUGCUAACCAAUCAUUCGCAUCAUGAGCUACCGCCACCGAAACGUUCAAAAAAGACAACACUGCAGGCACCUCAACAGCCAUUGGCCAUGAUUGGUCAACCCUUAUCACUGCAGCAUACAGGGACGGGGCAACGUGGUCGACCGCCAAAAAAUAAGAAUAAAACAGCAUUGUCCGCCACGGCCAUUAAGAUUGAGAUCAAUGAGCCGCUCCAUAGCCAGCAUAUCAUAAGUAGUGCCAGUGGUUUAUCCAUUCAACAGCAAAUCAAUCAGCAUAUGCAACAGCAGGCGGCUGCCCAACAGCAGCAGCAACAGCAGCAGCAGCAGCAGCAACAACAACAGCAUCAGCAGCAUCAGUUACAUCUGCCCAUGGGUCAGCCGGUCAAGUCGCGUUUUAUACCCACAAAAUAAAAAAGCGAAAGUCUUAGAAAUUAAUAAAAAAAACAAAAUUAUACUAUAAUAGUUAGGAACAGGCAACCGUAAUGUAACACUUACACAUUAGUCGGUUAGGGUCCUUGCAGUUAAGAAGAAGAAGAUGAGAAAAGUCGCCAUUGUUUUGGACUCUCUCCGAACCGAAAAUCGAUAUUUGUUGGGGCGUUACGGUAGCCUAAUUAGGAAGCAUUGUGAAGUCUUUUUCUAGGCAUCUUAUCAUUGAUCAUUUAACAUUAAAAUCGUUCGAUCGUUUGUUCGUUUUAUCCCUGGAUCGAUCGAACGAUCGUUCGGUCAGCCGGUCGUCUGUUGUCGGCGAUUGUCGAUUUUCUUUUGCAUGAAAAUUUUUCCAUCCGAACAAAUAGAAAAAAAAGCAGAAAAAAAAAAAUUAAUUACAAAAUAGAAUGGAACUAAAUACCGAUAAUACAUAUUCUCACUAUAUAGAGCAAUAGCCCAUAGAUUUUUUCACUCUCUCCUUCUCAAUCGAAAAACAAAUACAUCACACACACAUCCUUUGAGCACACCACACACACACACACACACACAAAAAACACACGAGUCACUUGAUAUAAAGAUAACCGAUCGGAGGCGCCCAUUUGGCGGCAGGGCAUUGACUGAACUGCUGGUUCGGUUUGGUGUCUGUGUCUCUUCACCUCCUUUUGGCCCGCCGCCGGCCGCGCUUAACCAAAAACCAAUCAACCAACCAACCAACAACAAGCACACACAGCACCAGACAGACAUUAUAACAUGUUGUGUAUAUCUAUAUAUAUAUAAACAUUUAUAUAUACAACACCAACAACAACAACAAAACUGUAACUUAAAUCGAAUUAACAUUUAAUUGUAACUGAAAAGCAAAUCAAGAAAUAAGAAACAAAAACAAAAAACGAAUCACACACACAACAAAACAAAACUCUUUUAAGCAAAAGUAAUUUGAGUAAAUAUGAAAACAUAAACAAACAUCAACAGAAACAACAGAGAAAACCCAACAAUUACAAUUUAAAUUAGGCAUAAAAUUCAUUAAAUUUGGUAUGUAUAUUU
Messenger RNA from Drosophila willistoni, 2868 nucleotides. Its product is annotated as gastrula zinc finger protein XlCGF8.2DB. Gene Ontology annotation, cellular component: nucleus. NCBI's taxonomy places the organism in Eukaryota, Metazoa, Arthropoda, Insecta, Diptera, Drosophilidae. The transcript has 6 exons. The coding region runs from base 217 to 1812 and encodes 531 amino acids. The record is from RefSeq and is a predicted model, not a curated record.